AUGAAUUCACUUAAUCUUUCAGUUUUCAGCUCAUUUUCAAUUUCAUUUUUUUGGAAAAGCUUUCAUAAUAUCUUAGGAGAUGUUCAGGUUUGGCGACAUGGAGAUCGUGCACCGGUUGUUUUAUAUCCAACGGAUAUCCAUGGAGAAGAAGUCUGGCCAUACGGUUUUGGAGAGCUUACUGAACUUGGUAUGAAGCAGCAGUUUGCGCUUGGUCGCAUGAUUCGCCACCGUUAUAUUGAAAGAAAGUAUCAUUUUUUGUCUCAUCAAUAUAACCCCAAAGAGAUAUAUAUCAGAAGUACAGACGUGAAUCGAACUUUAGUAAGUGCCAUGGCAAAUCUAGCUGGAAUGUAUCCAAAUGGAAUACCAGGUAGAGAUUAUCCACGGAGCAAAGAAUGGCCCUCUAAUUGGACACCGGUUCCAAUACAUACAGUCGACAACCAUGAUGAUUUUUUAAGUUUUAUUUUACUGAUCAAAAUGAGUACUGUUGGUAAUGUGUUUGCGCAGUGUCCACGUGUUAAUCAAUUAAUGGAAAUCAUCCGUCGUAGUCGAUCAUACCAAAACGUAUUGAAGGAAAAUGAAGCAUUUUUUGAAUAUGUAAGUAAGAAAACUGGCAUGAGAGUAGAUUUGGAAAAUAUUCAUCUUAUUAAUGAUGUCCAUUACGUUGAGACAGUGCAUAAUUUGUCACAACCAGCUUGGAUUACUGAAAGUGUAUCACAAAAGUUGCUGAAUUUGUCACUGAUUGCUGAUAAAUACAUUUAUGGUAUAUCAGAACCAUAUUUGCCUGAACUAAUUACACUUAGAGGAGGUAGUUUAUUGAAACUAUUGCUCGAAAACAUACAACAGAAAAAGGAAUGCCUAGUGAACUCGCACACUUCUGAUUGCUUGUGGAUCAGGGGAAGAAAAUAUUUCGCACUAUCAGCUCACGAUACAACAGUUGCUGCUUUAUUAGCCACUUUCGGUGAUGAAGAGAAAGUGCUCAGGAAAGGUUUUCCAAAGUAUACUGCCUCAAUAGCUAUUGAGUUAUGGAAUACAACAAAAUUUGGACUGGCUGUUAAGGUACUUUAUCACAAAGCAUUCCAUCACCCAUAUCAGGUAAUAACUCACUUUACUCAAGGAUGUCCAUCAAGCAUCUAUUAUUGUCCAUUAGAUAUGUUUCUAAAACGUUCAGAAGUUUUCUUACCCACCGAUAUCAAGCAGGAAUGUUUACCAAAGCUAUCACCUGAUGGAUUAUCUUAA
Molecule: messenger RNA, 1236 nt
Organism: Thelazia callipaeda (thelaziosis nematode)
Lineage: Eukaryota; Metazoa; Nematoda; Chromadorea; Rhabditida; Thelaziidae
Source: the annotation of a GenBank genome assembly